This is a messenger RNA of Fusarium vanettenii 77-13-4, 988 nucleotides long. RefSeq lists its product as uncharacterized. Bases 356 to 688 code for a protein of 110 amino acids. Gene Ontology annotation, cellular component: mitochondrial outer membrane. The record is from RefSeq and is a predicted model, not a curated record. The transcript is spliced from 2 exons. Gene Ontology annotation, biological process: mitochondrial outer membrane translocase complex assembly; protein insertion into mitochondrial outer membrane. NCBI's taxonomy places the organism in Eukaryota, Fungi, Ascomycota, Sordariomycetes, Hypocreales, Nectriaceae.
GCGACUCCGGCCGUUGACGACUCCUCGGCUGUGACACGGGCAUCUCUUUGCGCAAUACCUUGUUGCUUCUCGUUUCGUCGUGUUUCAAGCAUCUAGGGACUUUUCAUCAGCUUUGCUUGAAACAGCACCCCACAAAGUUGCUUCCUGUAGCUUUGCUUGGCUCAUGACCAAGGAGCUAGCAAGCUACCAUCGUCCGAAGCAACCCGUGAUCCGAAAGCCCGCCCACCCUCAACUAUCGUAGCUCACCUCGACACGGCCUUGACAUCUUGAUUCCUUCGACCGCAAUCCUCGCUUGCGUCGAUCUUCGGAUAUACUCGAUACGAUCUCUGCCUCACCUCGGACCACAACCGCCAACAUGCCUUCCACCGAAUCCCUCGUCGACCUCCAUGAUGCGUCCAUCAUGGAGGACAAGGAUGACCUCGACUCUCUCCCCUCUAUAUCCACGAGCGAUAUCUACUCUGACACAUCCGACUCGGAUGCUCAAGCAGAGUGGGAGCGUAGUCUUGAGCAGCUGCAGCUCAUCUUGACCAUGCUGGUCGUGCCUUGGAUGGGCAAGUACUUUGGCCGGAAGUUUGCAUACUGGAGUUGGUCGCGGUAUAUGGAGUGGGUGCACAAUGUCGACAUCCGAUGGACAAAUAAGAAGGCCUUCAAGGCGGCGGGCGUUGUUGAAACGGCGGCCACGUUAUAGACGACAUGAGACCUUAAAAGAUGAAGGCCUGCGCUAGGCGAUUUCAAAGUAAUUCUCGCCUUUUUUGGAACAUGCAUGGCUUCGAUACGGUGUUUAGGUAUUGGUUGAUAUGGUUGCGGUUUACCAAAUAGAUGGUUCGGAACUCUACAUCCGUUGACCAUGGCAUUGCACGAAGCUCAGGGAAUGGUCAAGGGCUAUCUAUCAUGGCCUUGAUGCGGAUAUUGAUACGGCUGAUGGCAUCCUAUGCCGAAUAGUGACACAUGAAAGCAGUCAUAAAGUCAAAUUUACUACAUAAUCAUU